GAGAUCGUUUCUAACGAUCCGCUUCGUCCCGUUGCAUCGUGGACGAGACGCGAUGCAACGUGUCUGGAGCCAGAGUCUCGGGCCGUGACACGCUCGAGAACCGAUCGAGUUUCCGUGUGCGCCGCGAACCCGAUUCUCCUCGGGUCGUGCCUUAUCGCGUACCGGUGCCCCCGAGUAAGUGAGAUUCGGGCAAACGCCGCUCUGCUACCUACGUCUUGCGGUCCCGAGGCUGGCCAGAAGAAGAACAACGUCCGAGGGGCUUUGCGCGUGUUGGUGACCGUGCGAGAGAACAACCGGCGGGACAACACACCGGUGUGUCGGCGGCGCGGCGGUGUAGUGGUGGUGGCAAGCGGCAGUGGUGGUGGUGGUGGUAACGUUAGAGCCAGCGAGAAGUCGCAGGCAGGCCAGUGGCGACUGUCGGGACUCCCUCGCACGCGUAUCCGAUGAAAGAGGCUCGGACGCACGAGGCGGCCAGUCAGUACAUCGUCGACCGCGAUCGAGCGAGGACUCGGUGCGCUUCGGAGCUUUUUCUACCUGGAGCAUCGAUCCGGUCGAUCGUUCGUUCGUUCUUUCGAACACCAGUUGUGCGGCGGGAUCUCCUCUGCUCGCGGCAGGACAAGCAGUUUGUCACAGUGGUUCGAGACAUUUGGAUUAGUCGGGUCUGCUGCGCCGCCGAGGCGAGCUGUAGGACAAGGGAAGGAACGUCUCUGCUAUACACGUGUGCAUGGGAUCCGGCCCGCAGGGAGCCAGUGCAUCGCGCCGCAAUACACAGAGUGCGCGUUCAGUGAUCGAGAUCCGUAAAGGGUUGUGAACGCGCGUUCUCCGAUACCAGCCGAACAAUGACCACCCAUCGCGUAGUCGAGUCCACCUCCGAGCUGUCCGCUCUGAUGAAAGCCGGGGUCAUGGCCGGUUCCGAUCGGGACGCUGGUUUCUCGAGCGGAGCGGACGAGGACGACAUGUCGGGCCUGCACUCGCCGAGCGCCUCGGAGGACAGCCUGGAGGUCCAGGUGACGCCGAUAUCGUUGAGGAAUAAGAGGAAACUGGCGGAACCGCGGAAGAUCCAGGAGCCGAGCACCGCGCCGUUGAAGAAGAGGCGAUUCGAGCGGGUCGAGGAGACGCCGGUGGUGCCCGACGACGAGGAGACCAGGACCACCAGCUCCCCGUUCAGACCGUGGAGCAGCUCGAGCAAAACCGUCGAGACGACGAGCUCGUCGUCGACCAUCGUCGCGGAGAAGGUUCAACCCGCGCCGACGAUCGUCGCUGCUCCGCCGGUCGGGUUCGAGCCGAUCGCGUCGGCCGCGGCCAACGACAGGCAAGAACAGGAGGCUUUCCAGGCUCGUAGGGAGUCGCAGCGAACGGAGGAUCCGGCGACGAGGCUUCGGCACUCGGCGCAGUCUCGGCUGUCCCGAAACGACAGACGAGAUCAUCCUGCUGGACCGAAAGCCGAGGCGGCGGCCUCGGCCAGCAACGCCGCGAACGCGGGCUCGACGUCGAACGGCGGCGUCGCGGCCACCGCGCAUCCCAGACUGCAAGAGGAACCCUUGUCGCUGGUCCUCAGGGGAGAGGUGGAGAGCAGGGUGCCGUCGCAUCCGGCCGUCAACGGAACCUACGAAAGGACGUAUCCGGUGGAUCGGGUGAACGUCUCGUCGGCGUCGUCUUCCUCCUCCUCGUCGUCCUCCUCUUCCUCCUCGACCUCCUCGUCGACCGCCUCGACGUCGGCGUCGUCCUCGUGUCUACUGCUGAAUCGCCAAGAAAACCGUCGGCCGGCCGUCGCGUCGAACGACGGCGAUUCACCGCCGACGGUGCCGACGAACGCGCAGACGAACCACGCGAGGCAACACUCGUCGGCCGGCCAGCAGAGGAACUACAAGAACAUGACGCGCGAGAGAAGGAUAGAGGCGAACGCCCGUGAAAGGACCAGGGUGCACACGAUAAGCGCCGCGUUCGACACCCUGAGACGCGCCAUACCGGCCUAUUCCCACAAUCAAAAGCUGUCGAAGCUGUCCGUGCUGAGGAUCGCUUGCAGCUACAUCAUGACUCUCGGCAAGAUCGUCGGCACCCCGGAGGGAGAGUCGACGAACACCGCGUCGCUGGGGGCUUGCGUGGAUCUCGUGUCGAGGACCAUCCAGACGGAGGGCAAGCUCAGGAAGAGGAAAGAAGACUGAACGAGCCCGGGAGAACGCGGAGAUCCAACGAACUUCUAUAUCUCGCAGACGGACGCCCGACAACGGCGCCCCCAUCGAAGCGACGAGGCCGGCUCUGUCUUCGAGUCGCGUCGCUUCGCCUCGCUUGCCUCGCUAUCACAAUGCUGCAAAUCUAACCCAGACGCGGACCGUAAGGGGGUCCAACGACGAUCGUGCAAUUCACCGAAUUCGAACGCUUCGAGGUUCGGUCGAAGGAACCGGGACGACGGCGGACAACGUGGCUCGCCGGGUCCAGGAGAGAAACGGAACCGUGGAGUCGGUGGUGCGCCACGACCCAUAGAAAUGCGUCCCAUCGAACGAGAUGAUGUCGCGUGAAUCUAAUGUUCCACGUUGUAAGAGGAUGUUGAGCGUUUGCGGGCUCGCUUUCGUCGAACUUCAGACAAAUAAAAGGCAAAACAACACUCGAAA
This is a messenger RNA of Megalopta genalis, 2612 nucleotides long. It is a transcript of the gene net, whose product is annotated as atonal bHLH transcription factor 8-like protein net. Gene Ontology annotation, biological process: anatomical structure morphogenesis; positive regulation of transcription by RNA polymerase II. Lineage: Eukaryota; Metazoa; Arthropoda; Insecta; Hymenoptera; Halictidae. Gene Ontology annotation, molecular function: E-box binding; protein dimerization activity; DNA-binding transcription factor activity. Gene Ontology annotation, cellular component: nucleus. The record is from RefSeq and is a predicted model, not a curated record.